AUGGACAUAUCUGAUGUGAGGAAAAUAAUCAUCGCCGUGGACUUUGGAACCACCUUCAGUGGAGUGGCAUGGGCCCAAACUAGCCACCCAGAUGUACACUACCUCAUCAACCAGUGGCCGGAUGUCGCCUCUUCCACAGCUAUCGGUGGCAUGGCAAGCGAAAAAGUCCCAACUGAGGUUGCUUACGAGUACAAGAGAUCCUCCAGAUCCGAGUCAUCUGAACCAAAGCUAGUUUGGGGUUUUCAAAUUCCCGCUAUCAUGCCGCGACUCCAAUGGAUAAAGCUUGGCCUGGAUCCUUCGCAAGUGCAGAAGACCACGAUGAACUCAGACUGCCGUAAUGCCUCUCUUCCCCAUCAUACAACCACUGAGGGUGCCGUGACAGACUACUUGACAUGCUUGAGGGAGCAUGUGGUCAGUCUUAUCGAAUCCAGAGUUGGCUCGUUAUUCGAAAAAUUUUCCCUCGAAUAUGUCAUAACCGUCCCUGCCAUAUGGUCAGAUAAAGCCAAGAUGGCAACUCUGAGUUGCGCCAAAGAAGCUGGAUUCGGAGAGCCAUCGCAGAUUCACAUUGUCUCUGAGCCAGAAGCAGUCGCCAUCCACGCUCUGAAGGCUUCAAACCCCCACGGCAUCGAAGUUGGAGAUACCAUUGUCAUAUGCGACGCUGGCGGUGGUACGGUGGACUUGAUAACCUUCACAGUGACCCAGUUAAAGCCCCACUUGCGUCUGAAGGAACAGGCCCCCGGCACUGGAGCGCUCUGUGGAAGUACCUUCCUCAAUAGGCGGUUUGAAGGAUUCCUGAAGGAACGACUGUCGUCCAUUGAAGAAUGGGAACAUGACACUCUGGAAGAGGCCAUGGGUCGCUUCGAGCUAGUUGCUAAACGUACCUUUGCAGGGAACCCGGAUGAAGACUUCAUGAUUCCGGUCCCAGGACUGGCCGACAACAAAGAGAAAGGCAUACGACGAGGCCGGCUCCGCGUUACCGGGAAAGAAAUGAUUGAUAUAUUUCAACCAGUUCUCCAGGAAGUGCGUGAUUUAGUGAGAGGCCAGGUUAAUGCCUCCAGAACAAAGGUGAAAGCUAUCUUCCUGGUGGGAGGAUUUGGACAGAACCCUUACCUUCGCAAACCCCUCCUGGAAUCAUUUCCCGGUAUCAGGGUCCUAGCACCCGUCGAUGGAUGGACUGCUGUUGUUAGAGGAGCUUUGACCAAAGCAAUGAUGGAUGCUUCUCCUUCAACCACUGCACCCUUGGUGGAAUCCCGUGUUGCCCGCAAGCAUUAUGGGAUGAUAAUAGGCACCAAAUUCAUUGAUGGUCUACAUGAUAAGAAGAAGAAGUAUUGGGACUUCUACAGGGGGGAGUAUCGAAUCCAAGUGAUGGACUGGUACAUUCGGAAGGGCGAUGAUAUCAAGGAGGACAGUCCCAUCAAGACUUCCUAUUAUCAAGUCCAAUCUGCUGAAGAUGGUCCAUUUGAAGCGAUCCAUACGAAAUUCUACGAACUAGAUUCUUCGGAGCCAGCACCUCUCUAUUUUGAUCGCCGGAUGAAAACGCAUGCGGUUUUACAUCCAAGCCUUGACUGGAUUGAACAAAGUCGGAUGCCUACUUGUUUUGGAAGUGAUGGUGCAAAGUAUUACAAGAUCGACUUCAAGAUCCACGCCUCUUACUUUUCUGCCCAUUGCGAAUAUUCGCUCUGGUAUAAGGGCACGAACCACGGGAGCGUCAAAGUGGACUACGUUUGA
Aspergillus terreus NIH2624 is the source of this 1728-nucleotide messenger RNA. RefSeq names its product Hsp70 family protein. The transcript is spliced from 6 exons. The record is from RefSeq and is a predicted model, not a curated record. Bases 1 to 1728 code for a protein of 575 amino acids. Gene Ontology annotation, molecular function: ATP-dependent protein folding chaperone; ATP binding. Lineage: Eukaryota; Fungi; Ascomycota; Eurotiomycetes; Eurotiales; Aspergillaceae.